AUGGGCGACCUGAAAGUCAGAGACUAUGAUAGCAUCACAUCAUUUCUGGGUACCUGGGGUGCGUUUCAGCGUAGGGUUUUCCUCGCGCUGGCCAUAAGCAUCUAUCCCAAUGGCUUCAUUAGCAUCUAUAUCGUAUUUGUGGGCGACACGCCGCCUCACCAGUGCUACAUCCCCGAAAGCGCAAACCUGAGCGAGGCGUGGAGGAACGUGACCAUCCCCAUGGAGACGGUGGACGGCGCCGAGAAGCCCAGCUCUUGCCUCAGACUCAACCUGGCGAUGGUCAAGAACUACUCGGAAAAUGCAGUCGUCCCACACGUGGGGGUGGAUGUGGCGGAGAUACCUUUGGAGGGCUGUCGAGACGGGUGGACGUACAGCAAAGACAUUUACCAGUCGACCAUUGUCACCGAGUGGGACCUGGUGUGCGAGGACUCAUACAAACUGCCACUGACCUCCUCCAUCCAUUACUGCGGGGUGCUCGUUGGAGCGUUCGUCUCAGGCCAGAUGUCGGACAGAUACGGAAGGAAGCCAGCCCUGUUCGCCAUGAUGUUCCUUCAGACGCUUACUGUGACGGCCCAGAUAUUCUCUCCCAAUUGGGAGAUCUUUGCUUUCACUUUCUUCCUCGCAGGCGCAGGGGGGUUCUCCAAUUACAUCAUCGCCUUUGUGCUGGGAACAGAAAUCCUCAGCUCCAAGGCCCGGGUGGUCUUCUGCUCCCUGGGGGUCUUCAUGAGCGCUGCCAUAGGAUACAUGCUCCUGGCACCGGUGGCGUAUGCUCUGCGCUCAUGGAGGAUGCUGUUGAUCCCCAUGGCCGCCUCAGGACUGACAUACAUACCGCUAUGGUGGUUCAUCCCCGAGUCUCCUCGCUGGCUGCUCUCUCAGGGCCGCGUAAAGGAGGCGGAGGCCAUACUGAAAGUUGCCGCUCAGACAAAUCAGGUUGCCACCCCAGACGCCAUUUUUACACAGGCUGAGAUUGAAGAUGCGUUGCAGAUGAAAGACAAGAAAUAUAACAUCAGAGACAUUGUGAGGAGCUGCAACGUUUACACCAUCACCCUGUUGUGUCAACUUCUGUGGUUUGUCAUCACCCUCAGUUACUACGCUUUGAUCCUCAACACCUCCAACCUGCACGGCGACCCCUACCUCAACUGCUUCCUGUCGGCGGUGACGGAGGUGCCGGCGUACCUCAUCGCCCUCCUGCUGCUGCACUUCUGCUACCGCCGCUUGUGCCAGUCCACCACGCUGCUGGUGGGCGGAGUCAUGAUCCUGUGCGUUCACCUCAUUCCCAUGGAUCUCCAGUGGGGGGCCGUGCUGCUGGAGAUGCUGGGGAAAUUUGGCGUGACGGCCGCGUUCUGCGUGGUGUACACCGUCACCUCGGAGCUCUUCCCCACCGUCAUUCGGAACACGGCCAUGGGCUGCUGCUCCAUGGCCGCUCGCAUCGGAACCAUCAUCUCCCCCUUCAUCAUCUACUUGGGACAAUAUUAUCAAGCGCUACCGUACAUUGUCAUGGGAACGUUGGCCAUUUUUGGGGCCCUCCUUUGUCUGCUGCUGCCGGAGACGUACGGAAAACCUUUACCAGAAACCAUGUCGCAGAUGCAGACCGUGUGUAGGCAAAAGGGCAAAGAAGAAGAGGAGCAUGCAGAAAGCGUAAAGGAUUAUCCCAAUCUUGAAUCCAGGUUUUAAGUAGUUAACAACUCAGAAGCUAUGUAUAUGUUUAACUUAACACACACACACACACACACAUAUAUAUAUAUAUUUAUAAAUAAUUUAAGCAUUGAUUUGUAACAGUUUACAGCAGGGGUCCCCCAAACCUUUUUAGUUGUUGGUUUAGAAGGAUUAAAAUAAUUUAAGUAUGAAUAAAAAAUGUAUGCAAUUUUUUUUUUCAUGAAGAAAGUUUAAAGUGUACACCUAUGCAUAUACUGUACUGAUAUAAAAACACUUCCUCCUCCUCACCGUUAGGGGGCGACCUACAACCAGAAACCUGUGAUAACAAAAGUAGUCCAAUCUACGCUAGCUUCCCUAGCAUUAGCUUGGCUUUGAACACAAACAUAUUAAAGUGGAUAUUUAAGAAAUGACAUUUUACCUUGUCGAGUUUCGACCACCGGAGCUUCUUAUCGAUGAAAGUUGUAUAUAUUUUUUUUCUCAAGAGUUAGAACUGAGCUGUAAGAACAAAAAGCAAUCGUUCCUUAUGAGACGCUUUACUUAAACCACGAGGUGAAAACCGGAAGUUAAGUAACUUUUUUUCCCCCGGAAGUUAGCUAACUAACAGGAAGUUGAUAAAUUAGGCUAUAAAAAUAAAAGUCAGCGAAUUGAUAGGUUGCUCUACAUACAAUAAAAGUUGAAUACUAUUUAAUCUACUAUUAAAACAUAAAUUUAAUAUCACAAUGUGGUUCUCUUUUUAAUACAAUGACAAUAAAAUCAUUCAUUUACAGUAGCUACAAAAGUAACAAUUUGACGCAGGCGGCCACACAAAAAGUAUAACAAUGAUCAUAUUUGUU
Molecule: messenger RNA, 2489 nt
Organism: Entelurus aequoreus (snake pipefish)
Lineage: Eukaryota; Metazoa; Chordata; Actinopteri; Syngnathiformes; Syngnathidae
Product: organic cation/carnitine transporter 2-like
Exons: 10
Coding region: 1-1674 (557 amino acids)
Biological process (GO): transmembrane transport
Cellular component (GO): membrane
Molecular function (GO): transmembrane transporter activity
Source: RefSeq, a predicted model, not a curated record